AUGGAGGCGAUCCUCGACUUUAACCAGGACCUCGACAUCGGUCUCCUCGACCGUGUCGUCGCGGCCAUGUACACCGGCGCCGGCUCGGACCAAAAGAUGGCGCAGCAGACCCUGGCCCAGUUCCAGGAGCACCCCGAUGCCUGGCAGAGGGUGCCUGCCAUCCUGCAGCAGAGCAGCAGCCCACAGACAAAGUACAUCGCGCUGCAGAUCCUCGACAAGCUGAUCACCACGAGGUGGAAGGUGCUGCCCGAGGACCAGCAGCAGGGCAUCCGCAACUUUAUCGUCGAGAUGAUCCUGCAGCAGUCGUCGGACGAGGCCAACCUGAAGCGCGAAAAGACCUACAUCGGCAAGCUCGACACGACGCUCAUCCAGAUCCUCAAGCAGGAGUGGCCGCACAACUGGCCCUCGUUCAUCCCCGAGAUUGUGUCGUCGUCCAAGGGCUCGCUGUCGAUCUGCGAGAACAACAUGGCCAUCCUCCGCCUGCUGUCCGAGGAGAUCUUUGACUACUCGGCCGAGCAGAUGACGACGUCCAAGACCAAGAGCCUCAAGAACCAGAUGUGCGGCGAGUUCGGCGAGGUCUUCACGCUGUGCUCCGAGGUGCUCGAAAAGGCGCAGAAGCCGAGCCUGAUCAAGGCAACGCUCGAGACGAUGCUGCGCUUCCUCAACUGGAUCCCGCUGGGCUACAUCUUCGAGACCAACGUCAUCGACAGCCUCAUCAGCCGCUUCCUCGAGGUGCCCCAGUUCCGCAACGUCACGCUCAAGUGCCUUUCGGAGAUUGCCAACCUCAACGUCGGGCCCGAGUACGACGCCAAGUUUGUCGUCCUCUUCAACAUGGUCAUGACGUCGGUCAACCGCAUGAUCCCGCCCUCGACCAACAUCGCCGCCGCCUACGAGACGAGCUCCGACGCCGAGCAGGAGCUCAUCCUCAACCUCGCCCUCUUCCUGUCCAACUUCCUCACCACCCAUCUCAGGCUCGUCGAGAACGACGAGAACCGCGACGUGCUGCUCAACGCCCACCUCUACCUGAUCAAGGUGUCGCAGGUGCCGGAGCGCGAGGUGUUCAAGAUCUGCCUCGAGUACUGGUCCAAGCUGGUCAGCGAGCUGUACGAGGAGCUGCAGGCGCUGCCCAUCACCGAGAUGAACCCCAUCCUCGGCCUCAACCUCGGCGGGCCCGGUGGUGCCGGCGGGGCGGGCAACGGGCUGGCGCCGUCGCCCGCGACCCAGGCGGCCAAUCUGCGCAAGAACACCUACGCCGACAUCCUCUCGAACCUGCGGCUGGUCAUGAUCGAGCGCAUGGUCAAGCCCGAGGAGGUGCUCAUCGUCGAGAACGACGAGGGCGAGAUCGUGCGCGAGUUUAUGAAGGAGAGCGACACCAUCGUGCUGUACAAGAGCAUGCGCGAGGUGCUCGUCUACCUCACCCACCUCGACGUCCUCGACACGGAAAACAUCAUGACCGAGAAGCUGGCCAAGCAGGUCGACGGCUCCGAGUGGUCGUGGGCCAACCUCAACACGCUCUGCUGGGCCAUCGGCUCGAUCUCGGGCGCCAUGAACGAGGAGACCGAGAAGCGCUUCCUCGUCACCGUCAUCAAGGACCUGCUCGGCCUGUGCGAGAUGAAGCGCGGCAAGGACAACAAGGCGGUCGUCGCCUCCAACAUCAUGUACAUCGUCGGCCAGUACCCGCGCUUCCUCAAGGCGCACUGGAAGUUCCUCAAGACGGUCGUCAACAAGAACUUCGAGUUUAUGCACGAGACCCACGAGGGGGUCCAGGACAUGGCGUGCGACACCUUUAUCAAGAUUGCGCAAAAGUGCCGGCGGCACUUUGUCAUGCAGCAGGCUGGCGAGCAGGAGCCCUUCAUCGACGAGAUCCUGCGCAACCUGCACCGCAUCACGCUCGACCUGACGCCGCUCCAGGUGCACACCUUCUACGAGGCCGUCGGCUACAUGAUUGCGGCGCAGCCCAACCGGCCGACGCAGGAGCGCCUCAUCACCAAGCUCAUGGAGCUGCCCAAUUCGGCUUGGGACAACCUGAUGCAGCAGGCGCACAACAACGUCGACGUCCUCGGCAGCCCGGAAAACAUCAAGAUCCUCUCCAACGUGCUCAAGACCAACGUGUCGGCGUGCACCUCGAUCGGCACCUAUUUCCUGCCCCAGAUCGGCCGCAUCUACCUCGACAUGCUCGCCCUCUACCGCAGCGUCAGCGGCAUCAUCAGCUCCAAGGUCGAGGCCGAGGGCCUCAUCGCCACCAAGACGCCCAUGGUCCGCGGCCUCCGCACCAUCAAGAAGGACAUCCUCCGCCUCGUCGAGACGUACGUCAAGCGCGCCGAGGACCUCGACGCCGUCAACGUCAACCUGAUCCCGUCGCUGCUCGACGCCAUCCUGGGCGACUACCACCGCAACGUGCCCGCCGCCCGCGACGCCGAGGUGCUCAACGUCAUGGCCACCAUCACGUCGCGCCUCCAGGGCCUGCUGACCGACAAGGUGCCGCCCGUCCUCGACGCCGUGUUUGAGCCGACGCUCAACAUGAUCAACCAGGAUUUUGCCGAGUUCCCCGAGCACCGCGUCGGCUUCUUCAAGCUGCUGCGCGCCAUCAACCUCUACUGCUUCCCCGCCCUCCUCGAGCUGCCGCCGCCCAAGUUUAAGCUGACGAUGGACAGCAUCAUCUGGGCCAUCAAGCACACGAUGCGCGACAUUGCCGACACGGGCCUCAACAUCUGCCUCGAGCUGCUCAACAACAUCGCCGGCUCGCCGCUCGAGGUGGCCAACGGCUUCCACCAGCAGUACCUGCUCAACAUUAUCCAGGACAUCUUCUUUGUCCUGACCGACUCGGACCACAAGAGCGGCUUCAAGACGCAGUGCAUCCUGCUGGCGCGCAUCUUUGAGCUCAUCGAGACGGACCGCGUCACCGCGCCCUUGUGGGAUCCGGCGACGGUGACGGACCCCAACAUGAACAACCGCCUCUUUAUCCGGCAGUACACGUCCAACCUGCUGCGCACCGCCUUCCCGCACGUCCAGGCCCAGUACAUCGACAGCUUCGUCAACGGCCUCUGCCUCCACUCGAGCGACCUGUCGACGUACAAGGUGCACCUGCGCGACUUCCUCAUCACGUCGCGCGAGGUGGCGGGCGCCGGCGCCGACAAUGCCGACCUGUUCAUCGAGGACAAGGAGGCCGAGGCGCAGCGCAAGGCGGCCGAGCAGCAGGAGGCGGCGGCCAAGGUGCCCGGCAUGCUCAAGCCGUCGCAGAUCAAGGAGGAGGACGAGGAGCUGUGA
Molecule: messenger RNA, 3267 nt
Organism: Pseudozyma flocculosa PF-1
Lineage: Eukaryota; Fungi; Basidiomycota; Ustilaginomycetes; Ustilaginales; Ustilaginaceae
Exons: 3
Coding region: 1-3267 (1088 amino acids)
Biological process (GO): protein export from nucleus; ribosomal small subunit export from nucleus; ribosomal large subunit export from nucleus
Cellular component (GO): cytoplasm; nucleus
Molecular function (GO): small GTPase binding; nuclear export signal receptor activity
Source: RefSeq, a predicted model, not a curated record